Messenger RNA from Thlaspi arvense, 924 nucleotides. Lineage: Eukaryota; Viridiplantae; Streptophyta; Magnoliopsida; Brassicales; Brassicaceae. The record is from the annotation of a GenBank genome assembly.
AUGUAUGGUACACCAUUCCUGAAUUCUUCUACAACAAUUCCUCUGUCAAACAACUGGACAUCCUUGAAGAAGUUGUCCUUGGGUGGUGCUACUUUCUCUGACGAAUCUUUUGAUAAGAUUUUGUCUGGUUGUCCAGUCCUCGAAAGCUUAGAAUUGUUUUAUUGCGUUCCACUGAGCGUUAUUGAUCUCAGCAACAAAUCACUGCAUCUGAGAACAUUAGAUAUAUACAACUUCGAACCCAAAGCUAGGGUUCCAACGAAGAUUGUGGCACCACAUAUCCAUUGUCUCAAGUGGAAGUCUCAGUUUCCAUGCAGUUUGGCUGAUCUCUCGUCACUAACCGAAGCUAAACUAGACAUUAUAUUUUGCCAUGAUGAAACAAUAUUCUUUAAGGAUGAUUUUUUUCAAGUCAUGGUGCUACAGAUGCUAGAAAAGUUGCAUAACGCAGAAAAACUUACUCUUGGGACAUACUUUCUUCAUAUUUUAUCUCUUGCCGAGAUUCGUGGUCUUACUUUUCCGACGUUGAAGGUUAAAGCUUUGACUCUUGUGACACCGAUCUCUCAGUAUGUUAUUCCAAGUAUAGAAAAGAUAUUGCAAAACUCACCACAUUUGAAGAAACUAACAAUACAUACAUGUCAGUACAACGUUAUAAGGGAGGAGUUUUUUGACGCUUAUGUGGAUUUGCAAGGCUUGAAUGCGGAUCAGUGCUGGAGAUCAAAAGAUGGAGUCGCUUGGAACAAGUCCCACUGUAAUCCAGAGCCAAAGCAUGUGGCCUCUUUCAUGAAACUUCUGCUUAAAAACACAAAGACGUUAGAGAAAAUGGUCGUACAGUUGGAAGGACAUUACCUCAAGUUUGAGGAGCUGGUUCGAACACUUUCUCACAACAGCAGUGUAUCUAUUCUGCUCUCAAUCAAUCAAAUCUAUUAA